Messenger RNA from Cladocopium goreaui, 1860 nucleotides. The record is from the annotation of a GenBank genome assembly. NCBI's taxonomy places the organism in Eukaryota, Dinophyceae, Suessiales, Symbiodiniaceae.
AUGGGGCGAAUUCAGCAUCUGCAGACAUGCCUUGAAGAGAUAGAUGAGGCAACUCUGAGCUUGCGGCAGUGGUUUGCCGAACCACCCAGCAGCUCCUUGCAUGACAUGCUGAGAGUUCUUGCAGCUUUAAGGAAGCUGAUGCCAUCGCCAAAGCAAAGCGACAUUCCACCUCCACAGGAUUACAGACUCAGCACCACGCGCAAGCGGAGGUUGGAAGAAAAGAAAGCACACCCAGCAAGGGAGACCUCUGAUGCUGCAGUGACCUUGCAGAUUCCAGAAGGUGUCGUCAAGACUGCAGAAGAUCCUCCAGAAGAGGCUCCAGAGGUGAAGGAAAGUGAGGCAGAUCUGACAGAAAGGGCCAAAGAGGCCAAAGAAGAGAUGGUGCAAACGGCCCAGGUAGUUGAUCAAUCAGCUUCACAGAAAGUCCUGCCGGUUGGGUCAAUUUGCGAAGCUCCGCCUCCAUCUGGUGUGCUGCCACAGAUUCUCUCCUGGAGCAAGGGAACCAUUUGGAUUUCCUGGCUCUUUGACUGGGCUGAUGUGCAUCGUGGCUUUGCUGAAGCCUCGGCGGAAAAGAUUUGUGCUUUCGAAGUCUUGCAGUUCAGCAGUGACUGCGCUAGUCUUUCCCAAGCAGAACUGAAUUCACGGCCAUCAGCCUCCAGGUGGCGUUGUCCAACAGCUCCGUUGAAGAUGGAUGUUCCGUUGGGACGUCAUUUCGUCUUUGGUGUGCGUGCCAUCCUCUUAAAGAGUGGCCAACUGGAGGAUGCUGAGAUGCUUUGGGCUUCAUCGGUAUCUUCACCUGUGACGCUUGACCUGAGAUAUUCGACCAGCAGCAGCAGCCCUUCUCUGCCAAUAGCAGGGGGGUCUGCAGGAAGUCAGGAGAAUCCCCUGGAGAGAUCUCCGAAGGAGACAUCUCAGGAGAAAUCUCCAAACAGCAGCAGCCCUUCUCCUCGUCGCGGGCGCGGCGCUAGUGGACCCGUGGCCAGCGGCAUUGGGGAAUUUCUCAGCGGAGGUUCACCCUCGAGGCGCGUGUCUUUGCGACCCUUUGAGACCGCGAGCCCUGGCAAGAGCCCAAAGAGCCUCGAGGUUGGUGGCCCGGACUUAGGGCCUUUCGAGCGAGACCAGGCUCCCUCAGGGCACGCGAAGUCUCAAGCUAGAGAAUCAACUGGCAGUGGAACACCCACAGCGCAUCAGGUGGAGGAGCCUCCCGUUACAAUGCCGGAGUCGAGGGAGAGUUUGGCGGCUGAAGGGAGCCCGGGAACCACACUCCCUAGAUCCAACGAUGAGCACUGGACAGAAACUGACACAACUGCCUCUGGACAAUCGCCCUCCAGUCCUCAGGACUUGAAGGACUUGAACGACUUGAACGACGAAUCAUUGCGACUUCUGAUGAAAGCCUGCAGCGUCCUGGAAACGAGCAGAACAUCCCAGUCUUCCAGGACUUUCGAACCAACUCAACAAAGUUCUGGGCCACCAGCAUCGGGCACAUCCCAUGCGCAGCCGACGGUUGAACCGAAGGAAGCAUCGCAUGCCAUACGGACACUCUCCGUGCCAAGGGCUCGCUCCAUUUACGAAGAUGAUGACUUCGUGAAUGGUAUGGCGGAAAAGCUGAGCAAGUCGAAUGUCUACCUGGAGACCCAUUACGAACCUGGAGAUCCUGGAGAUCCUGAAGAUCUUGAAGUUCAAGCUGAAGCUCACGCUGAUCGCGCUCCAGCGAUCUUGGAUGGCGAGGAGGUGUACGCGCGGAUGCAGAGAGAAUUUGAGCAGAAGUGCAAGGCAUGCAAUGGAACUGGUUAUGUCGGCUGGUUUGGCCCACAAGGCUGGGGAUUUGUCCAAAGAAAGUGCCGCGACUGUAGCAAGUGA